This is a messenger RNA of Drosophila suzukii, 8667 nucleotides long. Lineage: Eukaryota; Metazoa; Arthropoda; Insecta; Diptera; Drosophilidae. The record is from RefSeq and is a predicted model, not a curated record.
UAGGAAGAAAUGUGAUAUUUGAAAUUCAAAUGUUUAUAACGGAUGAACUCCCCGUCGAGCUUUGUUGAAGAGAGUUGGGAUGUUGGGGACCCGACGCCAAAAACAUCGCACGGAACUGACCCCUCUCCGAGCUUUUCUCUCUCUCCCCGUGCCUGUGUUGGGCUCUCUCUCUCUCUCCUGCCACGCACACCAACGCCAGCUCUUAUCACAGGACAACGGCUGGCUGGAAGGACUGGCGAGGACUCGGCAGGACUCGCAUUAAGGAUAGCACAGGAGCAGCAGCAACAGUGCGAUGGAUGCGACACGCAGUGGCUUAUAAGGCGAAGCCCGAAACUGGAGCAGCUCAGUUCGCUGUGGGCAGGCGUCGCUGAAGGUAGUAGCUCCAUUCAAGCAGCGGAUCCAGAGGAAGUCCAGAUUCCAGAGUCGGAAGCCGAGCAAUCAGUACCAUCAGCACAACCAGGAGCCAAUCCAAUCCUCCUAGACCAAACAAAAAAAAAAGUGUGAAAGUGAGUGCGCGAGUGAAAUCAAACGAAACGUAACGAAACGAAGCCAGGCAAAGUAAACUUGACCAAACUAAUACAAAUUGAAUUGAAUUAAAUUGUGAGAGGUGGAGCAGUAGCAGCAGCAGCAGCAAUUAAAAGGAAAUUGCUUGCAGCCAAAGGACCAAGGAUAAAAGGGCCAAAACGACGGUAUACGCCCCGUUUAUGUCACGCUGCAUUUGCACAUAAUUGCAAACUGUUGCGCGGCCUGCAGUUUCGCUUUUUACUGCCAGGCAAUAAAAUAAAAAUCCAUUUGCCCGAAACCAUUUUCCCCACUAAAAACCCCCGACAACUGUUGCACACAUAUGACACCCAUAUACCACACACCAUAUAGGACUUAGAGAAGUGGACACAUGGAAUACAGAACACAGGACACGGGACACUCUACACCACACUGCACUUGGGGGAACUAGACCAUAACCAUUCAUUUUACGAUCUCGGCCUUGGUCAUGCCCCAUUAAGUAUGCUUCUGAAUGUUUUGUUCAAGUUUGAAACCGAAAGCGAGAAACGAAAACCGAAAUACGAAAAGUGCACAACUGAAAAUGAUGCUAAAAUAAAAAUUACAAAAAAUAUCGGCAUAAAAAAAACCUAAAGGAGCAGCAACUUUCAGUUGAAAUUUCCAUCAGAAAUUCCGAGUUCUGGCCAAGAACAAGCUGAGUGUCAAUUUAUGCAGCCAUAAAAGUUAAAGGGGAAAAAGGACCUCGAGCGCAGCAGAAAGGAAAAAGGAGUUCCAGUCUUUAUCUACCAGUCGCAGCAUUAGAGGACGUGCCCGGCAUGCCAACAUGAUGUAGUAGACGAGAAGUCCUCAGCAAGGACAGCUCAACGAGACUCAGACUCAGGCUGUUGCUCUGGUGAUGCCCCAUUUCUAUUGCCAUCGACUUGUUUGCGCCUCCGAGCCUUGAUAAGAAAACGCCGAGAGUCUGGACCAAUUUAUAAUCGGGCCAAAAAACAUAACGAAUUGGGUAGGCAAAUCCCGGUCGCAAGUUUCCAAGUGAUUAAUUUCACAAAAAGACGAGGGGCAAAAAGAGAAACAACAACUUGAGCCAAUUACAACAGCGAGGCAGAUAAGAAAAAGCCAGAUGCCGCCAUGAGUUUCCUCAGCUCCAUGCAGCAAUAUGUAACAAGUGGCAUCUCCAGUUUGGGCCUUGGCAACCGCCGCUUCUCGCUUUCGCGGCAGGAGUCGAGUGAGCAGCAGUCGGGGAUCGGAGGCGCCACACCUGGCGGCCUCGUUUCCGGUCCGCAGCAGCAGCAACAGCAGCAGGUGCCGUUUCCGCAGCAGCAAUUGCAGCAGCAGCAGUCACUUCCGCAGCAGCAGCAGCAGCAGCAGUUGCUGUUGCAACAGCAGCAGCAGCAACAACAGCAGCAGCAGCAACAUGGACACGCCCCCUUGCAGCAACAAGCGAGCAUUGGCAGCGGACUGGGCGUAUAUGGCACGCCCGCCCCGCCCACCGGCGUGGUGGCAACUUCCGGGGGCGGCACUAAUUACCCCUCCGGAGGCGUGGUAAUCGGCAAUCCAAAUGCGACCAAUCCAUUACUGGGGUAUCCGAAAAUUCCAGGUGGUUCUGGGGGACCCGGCAGUCCCUCGACUUCCGCCUCCGGAGGGGGCACGCCCCAAUCGCGUCGCCAGUCGAGGGCGCUGGAAUGCCUGGCCCCGCCCCGCACCGGAUCCUUCAGGCAGCGAAACUCGCCGCUGCACCAGCCGGAUCCGCCGCCCCGUCCCCCGCUGGCCUUCUGCAAACGCCGGUUGAGUUGGCCCGAAGUGGACCCUCGCUCCAAUUCCGGGGUACAGGAAACGGAUGGGUCGUACUUUGAGAACUUUACAUCGCUCGGUUGGAAACGUGAAAAUCGUCGCAUGUCGGCCACGCGUGCCGCCGAAGCACGUGCCGAGGCUAAUCCCGAGAAUGAACGUGAUCCGCCGGCGAGCGAGGAGUCCAUUGACCGCCAGGACGAGAAGGAGAAGCUGUACGCGGAGAUCCUGCACACCAUUGCCAACACGGUGGGCGCCCCGGCUCCAGGUGGCCAGUUUGCACAUUACAAGGACGAAAUGUAUCUGCACGCACAGCGCGCCUUCGGUGUCAAUCCGGAUCGUCAUUAUCGCCUGCUGCACGCCUCCGCCGAGGAUAAACCAAAGAUAAUCGUACUCUCUGCGGUGGUAAUCGAGGCUGAUGGCCUCGAGGCAAAGGAUGCCAAUGGUUUCUCGGAUCCGUACUGCAUGCUGGGCAUCCAGCCGGACGAAAACGGCGGUCCGCCCGUGUCGCCGCUGCCGCUGCCGCCGACGCCGCGCGCCCUCUCGGCGGACAUGAGCGGCGGCUUUGAUAACAGCGCCACGGACUCUCCGCCGCACCGGAAGCACAGCUUCCGGCUGAGCUUCAAGCGGCGGGAGGCGGGACGGCGGGAGCAGCGCGACUCACUGGGCGGACCCGUACCGGCCAAGCUCAUCAAGGCGACCAGCAUCAAGCCCCACACGCUGACCCCCAAGUGGAACGAGAAGUUCAAAUUCGACAUUGAUGACAUCAAUACGGACACCUUCCACCUGGACAUUUGGGACCACGACGACGAAAGCUGCGUCAUGGACGCCGUCUCGCGACUGAAUGAGGUCCGUGGAGUUCGAGGAUUGGGCCGUUUCUUCAAACAGGUGUGCCAAUCGGCUCGCCAGGGCUCCCAGGACGAUUUCCUGGGAUCCGUGAACAUUCCGGUAUCCGAAAUCCCAUCCACCGGACUGGAUGCUUGGUUCAAGCUGGAGGCACGCAGUCAUCGGAGCACCGUUCAGGGCAGAAUCCGGCUUAAGAUGUGGCUCUCAACUCGCGAGGACCGGAGCACCGUCAGCGAGGAGAACCACGAGCAGCAGAUCCACAAGGUCGAGCAGCUUCAAAGGGUCUUCAUGCAGCACGAGGUGACCACGCACGAACCUUCGUGGACCUGGUGUGGCGAUCUACCGGGUCCGGCUCUUACCAUCCUGCAUCAGCUGGCCGUGCAGGGGGAUCUGUCGGACCUGCACUGUGCCAUGGCAAGAUAUGUGGCUGCUGCCAAAUUGAAUAGAUCCACCCCGCUGGACCCCAAAUUCCUCCACCGGCUGCUCAGCGAUGUGGAGAAGCAGUGGAAUCAGCCCAACCAAGAGGCCCUUAGUCGAGAUCUCGAGCAGUGGCUGGCGGAUGCCAUGAACGGCUUCGUGGAGCGCUCCCUCAAUCAAAUCCGACGGCACCGGGACAUUUUCCCCGCCUUGAAUCCACCCUCGCUGAUUCGCCUGGAAUUCCUGCUGCGCUGCCUGGGACUCCUGGGUUCGAUGAGGGCCUUCAGAGCCGUGUGUCCUUUCAAUAAGGGCGUGAGGGGCGAGGUGGUCAACGCCCUGCGUAAGGGAUCCGUGAUGUGGGGCCAAACCGUGAUGCGGGAGUCGCAGGGACUGCCCAAUCCAUUAUCGAAUUUCGUUACAACAUUAACGGCCGACAUUCAGCUGGGACAGACGUACUAUCAUGCCCUUUUCGACAACACGAAUGGGAUUCAGUACUUCAGCAUCAUCUACAAACAAUACGAUGCGAUGGUGGGCGAGGAGGUGUACAGUCGGAUGGCCGCUGGGCAGGUGCCCGGGGUGCGGAUGAACCUCUCCCAGUACGCCGUGCUCGAGGGCGAUGCGGAGCCGGUGGAUACCAAGCCGUUCGAGCUUUUCCUGGCCCUGCAGGAGUUCUGCCAGCUGAAGCGGCACCUGUCCGCCCAGCCGCAGCCUCCGGAGAAGCCGCUGGCGUUGAGCAACAGCCACGAAUGGUUUAUACCCACGCUGGAGCGGUGGAUGAUGGUGAGCAAAGCUAAGGCGCUGCAGAGGAUCAGGGCGGCUAUCCGCAUGGAUGCCAUCUGCGAGGGCGAGCGGAUUGUGCGGUACAGUAGUUCCUCCGUGGACACGGCCAGCACGCUGCUGAACAUCAAGGAGUUCUGGAAGGUGAUGAACUGGCCGGAUGAGGACACGGCCAUCAUGAUGGAGUCGCAGCUCAUUGAUGUGGUCUGUUCGGCUGCCAUGCACUAUUGCGAUCUGAUUCACACGGCCUUGGCGGACAGUGGUUACUAUGAGCAACAGGGUCCAUUCCGGUGCUCCGAUGACAUGUGCGUCACCGUCAACAAUGUGGAGUAUGUGCGUCGCACUCUGGCGGAGUUUCGAUCCGAUGAGCAACCACUGGAGGAGUCGGCAGAUAACCUCCUGGAGUCCAGUCUCACCCACAUGGAGAACCGGUGUGAGAGGAUCUUGUCUAAGUUGGCUCCACUCAUGCAGAUGUCCCUGCAAAAGGCCAUGUUCCAUCUGGCCUGGUCACCUGACUCCCUGCCCGCGAAUCAAGCUAUUGUUCCUUUGUUGGAGUACCUGGAUUGCCACCUGGCUGCCCUGAACAGUGCCCUGCUCACCAAGAACUUCAACCGUUCGCUGCGGUUCAUUUGGAAAACUGUCCUGGGCGAAAUGUCGCGGCAAAUGGAAACCGGCGAUGAGACGGACAAGCCAACGCAUUUCCACAAACGUCUCUAUGAGGCACUGCAGCUGCUCAUCGAUUUCUUUCAUGCCGAGGGUCAGGGAUUGCUCCUGGAGUGCCUGCACACCGAGGAUUUCUGGCGCAUCGAGCAGAGGCUCCAGUUCCACAAAACGGACACGGAUCGGCUUAUAGAUAUGUUCUACAUGCAACGUCUGAGGGAGCAGCUGAUGGCCGUCAUGCCAUCUCCAUAUGGAUCGCUGGCCGUGAGGGCCUACUUCAACCACGAUUCGCUGUGUGUGGAGGUCCUGCAUGCCCGAGAUGUGGUGCCCUUGGAUCCGAAUGGUUUCAGCGAUCCCUUCGUCGUUAUCGAACUGCUGCCCCGCAGGAUUUUCCUUCACUGCAUGGAGCAGCAGACCAAUGUGCACAAGCGCACUCUGAACCCCGUUUUCGACGAAUGCUUCGAGUUCUCGGUGACCCUAGAGCAGUGUUUAACUGAGGGUGCCAUGAUCUGCUUCACGGUGAUGGACCACGAUGUUCUGACGGCGAAUGACUUUGGUGGGGAGGCCUAUUUGGCUCUGGGUAAUAUUCCCGGAGUGGCUGACUACAGCACGAGUGUGGACAACUUCCAUGGUCUGAAGCAAAUCGAACUGCCCCUCAUGGAGCAGAAGGAUAAAUGCAAUCCCAUUUUGCAAAUCCUCGAGGUGCGAAUCAACGACAAACAGGCGCAGGACUUUGUGCGCAAGCAAAAAGCGCGAUUUAUCAAUUGAUUUUAAAAAGGAUUGAAAUAGAAAACAGGACUACCGAACGAACCGUUUGUAAAACGUUUUGAACCCCGAUGAAAGUGCGGAUCGAGCAAUGUAAUUGCAACGAUGGCGACGACGAUGAUAACUUAACCAAAGCUAAAUUGUAACCAAUCCAGCAUUGUAUGUAUUGUAUUUAAUCUAGUUGUUUGACAAAGACUCCUCCUUCUCUUCAGUUUGUAAAUGUUAGCGAAGAAUCGAAAUUCAAAUGGUGCAAAUGUGACGAGUAACACGAAUGUGGAAAACCAGGUUCCCUGCUCUACACUAAAAGUUGCUUGAACAAAAUUACGGAUAAAUUAAAAACACAAUUUAGGGACUUAUUAGAAGCCUAGCAUUGCUGAAAUUGUCACAAUUGGGCAAUCCAUGAAAAGUAAUUAGCCAACAAAGUCACAAAAAUAAACGAACACACAAAACUCGAGCUACCUACUCCAGCACCCAGAUGCGUUUUGAAGACUUUUACCAGAAACACGAUUAAGAUAUAAAUACAAGGAUUUUCCGACCACCGGAACUUCGUUAAGAACGCGCAAAUAUCACAUAUACACAAAACAUUUUUUGGGUCAAUUUAAAAUAUACGAAUAUAUCAGCAACAUGUAUACCUAAAUAUACAAAAGACAAUUCAGCAUCUUUUCUACCAUAUGUCAGGAAACAAUCAAAAUCUGCGUAACUCUGAGCUUCUUUGAAACCCCCCAAAAAAACGAAAACAAAACCAAAGACACGAAACAUAAUCACACCCAGACAUACAGGAUAAAGCUAUUUACAAUACUAAUAAUUAUGAGAUAUAUGUACAUGAUUUGUACAUUUUAUAUCACGCCCAAAGGACAGUGUAACUAAGUCUAAAGUAUAUUUGUAAACUAUUUUCUGAGCACAGAUUUUGUAUAAAUUUAUUAGACACGCGCUUGUCCCCCGAGAGGCAGCCUUCAGCUCUUUUGCUUAUACACAACUUAGGGCUUUUCCCCGUUUAACCCGACCAUCCCAUCCAACUUUUACCGAACUCUCUCCGCCAACCCGACCCGUCCCCAAUUGGUUUUUUCACCCAGAAGGUCUCGCUUCUAUUGUAAAUUUUGUACUAUAUACAAUGGUCUCUAUAAUGAAGGAACUUAAACUUAAACUUAAACCUAUACACGCGGUUAGCUGUGUAUAUUAUGAAUAAUGAAAGAAUUGUUGAAACUGUAACUCUUAACUGUAAACUGUAGCAAGAACUUUUUAUACCUUUCGCAAAGGAGGCAGUGGGCGUGGCUGAGGACAAUUUUAGAGAAGAAAACUAAAGAUAAAACCCAUACUAAAAGAUGCACAACAAAGAUGAAAAUCCAAGUCAAAUUACAACUAUUUUUAAUAUUUACACUUAACUCAAGCGAUCUGCAAGAAAAUUUCAUGAUUGUUAAUUACAAAUGAAUGGAGUAUUAUGCAACCAAAUAUAAAUAUAUAGAUAAAUGGAUAAAUAAUUAAUCGGUAAUCAGUAUUUAGUUUGUAAGAGAAUCCUUUGGUUUGGAAUAAUUGCACAGCCUUUCAAAGUCUUAGUCUAUACUUUUAUUUCCAUUUUUGAGUUUGGUUUUUCUUCAACUUCGUUAGUCUGCCAUCGCCAAGACAUCGACAGUGAUCGGGAAGUUAUGAUCCCCAAGAGACAAACAUCGAAGUAGAGUCAACGCUGUACGAUUAUAAUUUCAAAAGCUCUAUAUGCUGUGUUCUUCUGAAACGCCUCCUUCACCCAGUAUCUUCCAAAGGGCACUCGUUAUUUUUAAACUCCUCACUCCUCAAACUGCUAUCUUCCAGAAUUUUUGUGCAGCAAAACCAGUAAAGAGAAAAAUAGUUAAAUGGCUAAACAUAAAUAUAGGCAAGAGUUUGCUGUACUAACCAACCAUAACUACUGUGUUGAUAUGUGUACCUAUGAUAAUUUCCUAUAUCGAAUAGACAAAUUCAAACACACAAGCGGGCAAACAAGAAUAAAACUAAAUCAAAUUAAAUUAUUCAUGUUACAAGCACUAGAAACUAAAAACUAAAUACAUAUGUGAAGCAAGCAGAGUAGGAAAAAUAUAAACCAAAGUGGAAUUUCAAUUGAAAGCGAAACUGUUAAAGAAUGCGAAAAUUGGCCAAACAAAGAGACCAAACGCAUUUCCCAACCGCAACAAAACCAACAAGCAACUGAUACUAUUGAAAAUCAAGGCCAAAACACGCAUGAACCUAUACUAUAACUAUAUAUAUAUACAUAUUUAAAUGUGCAAUUGUUGUGCUAGUUACAGAAUAUAAACGAAUCCUACAAAGAGCCCUCCUACAUAUACAGAUUGAAAAUGCGAAUACAGAUACUUUUAAUUGCCACAUUUACAAGUGACCAGCAGAUGAGAUACAAAACGGCAACUAUUUUCGAUGACAAACGAUACAAGUGUUUAUUUCCCCAUUCAGGGCAGACUUUUUACAUGAAACAGCACACCCCCCAACAGAAACUAGGUAUUUAUAACUAUUGUAUUUUUUGUAUGCCAAGACAGAACUACAUAAAAAACACUCUACCGCCGAAACUUGAUAUGAAUAUUUUGAAGGAAACCAACAGAAAGAUAAACAAAAUAUAUAGUUUUUUAAAUGUGAAUGCAUAUAAAUUGUACGUGUGUAUUGCAAAUACCAACGGGCCAGAAUUCAGGUUCCUAAGCUCCCCUCCGUAAAUAUCUAAACAGAUAUCUAAAUAGCAAACACCGCAAACUCUUAACUAACCCUAAGUACAUAAUUGUGUAUCUGUGCAACUGCUAAUAUCAAAUCAAAACAAAUCGAUACGAAAACGAUAGGGAAAAUAAGAAUGAAAACGAUGAAAAAACCCUUAACACAUAUUCAAUGUAAAUUCAACAAAAUGCUGCAGAAAAACAUUAUCAAAUUCAAUCAAUAAAUGUCAAUGAA